AUGCGAAAUACAACUGAAUCCAUACUAUUCAAUACAACAAGUAUCACAACAAUCAACUUCACUUCAUUUGAUUCAAGGCAUCUUCGACAUUUACAUCCGCAAAUCUGGGCUUGUCCAUCACCCAAUUUUCAAGGCAAACCUGGUUAUUUUUCACAAUCGGGCGAAGAUAAAGCAUUAGAAAAGAUGUUUCUCGAAAAUACACGUACCAGACAAAAUCCAGGCAUAUUCGUGGAACUUGGUGCUUUGGAUGGUAUUACCUAUAGUAAUACUCUAUUUUUUGAACGAAUGUUUGAUUGGCGCGGAGUAUUAAUUGAAGCUCAGCCUGGAAACGCAAGAAAACUACUUCGAGGCAAUCGAAAAAAUACCGUGAAGAUCCCAUUUGGAAUUUGUUCGCUUCCACAAACAGAAAUUCAAAUGUUGGGUGAAGAUGGUGCAGUUGCUGGCGAUAUAGCAACCAUGGACGAAUCUUUUAGAAAAGCAUGGCAUAAAAAUACCAAGAAGAUACAACGAGUGGCAUGUGCUCCAAUCGGUACUUAUCUAUCAGCUAUUGGAAUUACCCAUAUUGAUUUUUUCAGUCUUGAUGUCGAAGGUGCUGAAUUUACAGUUCUUUUAACUAUGAAUUGGAAUAUUCAAGUACAUUAUCUCCUCGUAGAAAAUAACUCAAAAAUGCCUAAUAUUACAGCUUUGCUGAAGAAUCAUGGAUUUCGAAUACAAGAAUUUCACCAUUGUACUCCUGGAUCUGAUUGUGCUAGUAAUACUUUGUUUGUGAACGAUAAUUACAAAAAGCCAAAUUUCUUAUCCGUGUGUAUAUCAAAUAUAUACCCUGACAUGGCAUCAAAAGGACUGAUCUAUUGGGAUAAAUUCUAUCUUGUUGUUAUGUGUUGGUUUUACUUGACAAUAAAUCUUAGAAAAUAA
Adineta ricciae is the source of this 915-nucleotide messenger RNA. NCBI's taxonomy places the organism in Eukaryota, Metazoa, Rotifera, Eurotatoria, Adinetida, Adinetidae. The record is from the annotation of a GenBank genome assembly.